Messenger RNA from Rhododendron vialii, 1668 nucleotides. RefSeq names its product F-box/LRR-repeat protein 4-like. Gene Ontology annotation, cellular component: SCF ubiquitin ligase complex. Lineage: Eukaryota; Viridiplantae; Streptophyta; Magnoliopsida; Ericales; Ericaceae. Gene Ontology annotation, biological process: SCF-dependent proteasomal ubiquitin-dependent protein catabolic process. The transcript is spliced from 2 exons. Bases 1 to 1668 code for a protein of 555 amino acids. The record is from RefSeq and is a predicted model, not a curated record.
AUGAAGAAACAACGACAUGGUUAUAACUUGCCAGAUGAUUGCUGGGAACUCAUAUUCCAAAAACUGAGAGAAGACGAUGAGCGUGACAUGUAUUCGAUAUCUUUGGUCUCAAAGCAGUUCCUUUUGAUAUCUAAUCGAGUGAAGCUUAGCUUGAACGUACACGACGAGACACUCCCUCUGCUCCCGAAUCUUCUUCAAAGAUUUCAACUCAUCAAAAGCAUAGUCAUCAACACCUAUAAUCACCAGGACAUAGAUGGAGUCGUUCAUCAGAUUUCACAGUCUGGUUUUUUGAAUCUCCUAGCUAUCAAGUUUUGGUGUACAAGUGUACCUCCGCGAGAUGGUUUUAAGGCAUUGGCGUUGAAUAAGAAUAUAAAGAACAAUCUGAAGGUAUUGGAUUGCUCUCGACUGAUCUCUAUGCAAGACAAGGAUUUGGUUCUGAUAGCAGAUUCAUUCCCAGAGCUAGAGGAACUCAGGAUUAGUGUGCGUGAUGAUAUGUACGAUGAUGAUGAGGUUGCGGCACGAAUAACCGAUGAUGGUGUAGAUGCCUUGGCAUCAAAGCUUAAGGAAUUGAAGAAGAUUGUUUUUCAAGGUAAUGCUUGUUUCAUUACUGAUCAAUCGCUUAUUUCUCUAUCCUCAAAUUGUGUGAAACUGAGGGAAAUUAGUCUUUUGAUAAACGGUAGUGCUCAACACAAUUUGACUGAAGGCGGCAUUGAUUUUGUAGUGCGGCAUAGUCGCAAUUUGACCUCUCUCUCGCUAGAAUUGCAGUCGCUACAACCUUCUGCAUUCUCAUCUACGAUGGAAAACCCGUUCACCCACGCCAAAAAUCUGCAUUCUCUCACCAUGACUCAAAAACUCUUUUCAGACAAGCGUAUUUGUUUAGUCGCAAAAGCACAUCCUCCAUUAAAGAAACUCAAUGCAUGUCAAUCGACACUAGAAGAGCUAACCCUUGGAGGUUUGUACCUCAGAGAAGCGGCUAUAACUGAUUUUGCUCCGUAUCUCUCUAAUCUGACUUCUAUACAUCUUCAUGACCAUGCUUUGACCAGUGUCACCUUUUAUACCCUCACAAAAUAUUGUCCUUUACUUGAAAAACUAAUAAUGGUACAUUCGAGAGGACAAGUGAUGGAUACUUUUUCUCGGGGUUACUCGCAUAAAAACUACCGAAUGCAAUACCUUGAUAUCUCCGGGAAUAUGUUGUUGAAUGAUACAGCGCUUGAAAACUUUGGGCAAGUUUGUCCAAAUCUACGAUUUCUGUGUGUACAUAAAUGUCUACGCCUCACCAAUGUAGGCAUUGGGGAAAUUUUGAGGAGAUGCCCUAAAAUAACGCAACUGAAUAUCAAUGGUCUUCAAGUUUCAAAUGUUUUUGGGAGAUAUUCUGAUGAUCACUCUGUACUGAAUUUGAAGACUUUGGAAGCUCGCAUGACAGAAAUUGAUGACAAAGGAAUGGCAAUGAUCGGAAAUAGGUGUCGAAAUCUCCAAUAUUUGGACAUAUGUUACUGCAAUGAAGUGACAAAUAAAGGGGUAAUGGAGGUGGUGACGAACUGCGCAAGACUGAGGGAUAUAGAUCUAAUCGGGUGUGAAAAAGUGAGCACCUAUAUUUCGCCUGAGAUGGCGUUUUCAAGGCGGAGUUCAUUUAUCCACGAAGUUGUGACGGUCUUAGUGAACAGAUGA